Penicillium cosmopolitanum is the source of this 657-nucleotide messenger RNA. RefSeq lists its product as uncharacterized. Lineage: Eukaryota; Fungi; Ascomycota; Eurotiomycetes; Eurotiales; Aspergillaceae. The transcript has 2 exons. Bases 1 to 657 code for a protein of 218 amino acids. The record is from RefSeq and is a predicted model, not a curated record.
AUGAGUUUGGACAAGAAACCUGUUGAUGGAAGUACUAUCCAGGCUCUAGGAGAAGCUUUGGCAGCAUGGUUGUCACGAUUUCAUGAGUGGUCACGGGAUGUCUCAAAGCCAAAUUUGUUAGAUGUCGUUCGACUCAACACUGAUUCACUUGGAAAGGAUCUCAGUGCCAACAAGCUUCGAUCAGUUGAGAGACAAUGCAAAGAUGAAAAAGUGGUUCGCUACGCCUCGCAGAUCUUGAAUCCAACCCCGCACUCCCAAGACUGUCUGGGCUCGCCUUCCCAAUCCGUUACUGAGCCACCAAAAUGUUACCUGUCAGUGGUUGAUUGGGAAACUUGCAGCUUUGCAGAUUUUACUCGAGAUAUCGCGAACAUGAUCGCUGAUCUAUACAUUAAAUACCACUGUAGUGGUAAUGAUCAGAUCCUGACUUUACUCGAAGCAUUUGUCGCGCACUAUCCUGUUGCCAGUCAGGAUUCUGUCUAUCGAAUUGUGGGUCAGGUGGGAGAGAAUUUCUUCCACUGGCGCAUCUAUGUCCCAGAGAAUCAUACACAGACGCAUGUCGAUGAGGUUCUUAAUCUUGGCGUUGAACUGAUAAUCAUGGGCAUGGAAAAGGAUCGCCAGAGAAUCGGCAAGACAUUUCUAAACUGUCUGUUUAUUUGA